AUAUUUGGACUGAUCCUUUUGCCCUAAUUUAUUUACCUUCGUUCCCAUCCCCCUAAAAUCUUCCGCCGCUUCUUCAUUCCCUUCGUUGUCUUCUUCAUUCCCUUGCUAAAAUCUUCAAUUCUCCUCCAUUAAUUACAGAAGCUCUAUUUUCUUCUACUUUUCCUUCUCCUCUAUUUUUUUUAAACCCUGCAAAACAAUCUAAUUUUUGAAGUAGCAUCUCCAGCGUAUUCAUCUAUUAUUGCUAUUUAAAUUGAGGUAUGGAGUUUCCACGGGUAUGCGUACAUCCGGGGCCAGAAGUGUACGAUGUGUUAACACUCCAGGAGAAGCAUCGUUCAGAGGCUGUGUGGGAUGGUUCCUUGAGAGGACCGACUGGAUGCCUGUUUCCUCGCCGCGCGGAUACUGAAUUUUGGAAGCAUGUGAGGCGUCAUCCUUUUCAUCCUCGCAUCCUUGACUACUUUGGCCUGUGUGGAUUUAGGGGAGUAAUAGAGGUAGGAUGUGUAUCAUAUGAUUGGGCAGUCAUCACUGCACUUAUAGAGAGAUGGCGUCCUGAGACGCACACCUUUCAUCUGCGUACAGGUGAGGCGACCAUCACAUUACAAGAUAUCGAGGUCAUGUUUGGCUUGGUUGUUGAUGGUUAUCCCUUGAAUAAUCUUAAUGCUAGAUAUAUCGAUAUUGGUGGGUGGCAACAAUUGAUCCAUGAGCUUACUGGUUGGGCACCCGGUCUGGAUUGUUUUAAUGGUGUUAGUAGGUUAGAAGUACAUAAAUUAAUUGAAUAUAUUAGAGGCUUAGAUGAUAUUACAGAUCAGACCCCAGAAAUUGAUGUGCAACAGCGGGUUAGGUUGUACUUGCUAUGGCUUUGUGGCGGCACGAUAUUUCCGGAUAAGUCCGGUGACUUACUGAAUUUAGAUUAUUUGCUUGACAUGCGUGACCUUAGAGCAAUGAAUGAACAAGCUUGGGGAGCGGCUGCAUUGUCAUAUUUGUAUACUUGUUUAUGCCGUGCUUCGUUGAGGAAAGCGAAGGAUGUGUGUGGAUUCAUUUCCUUAUUGCAGGUUUGGGCUUGGGAGCGCAUUAUAUCGAUGCAGCCACCAUGCAGGGCUCUUCCGCCACACACGGCUCUUGCACGAAGGUGGACUCAUCGUAAAUCCCACGAAAAUGAGGCACGCGAUGUUUUACCCAUAUGUAGGGAUGUAUUGGACAACCUAAUAGAUGGCCAGUUUGUGUGGCAGCCUUAUUCAGAGGCCAUCAUCAACAGACUCCCUGAGUGGUGUCUGCGUGGCCGAGAUAUUUGGAUGGCGAAAGUUCCCCUUAUUUGUGGGAUCUAUCGAGAGUGGCACAUGGUAGACCGCGUUCUCAGACAGUUUGGUAGGAAGCAACAUAUUCCGGGUCCAUGUGCAGAGAUUGAUCCUUUUCAUUACAAACGUGACAAGCGGUAUGCUAUAAAAGUGGAGGAUCAAGAAUAUUUUACAGAAACAGACUUUUUGUGGGGAAAUCGUCGAGAUAGUUUAAUUCAGGCCGAGUAUGAAACUCAAGAUCCACAGUCACUAUCAGAGUAUUUUUGUUGGUAUCGACGUCACUCGCGCACUUUCAUAGGAAAUCCUGCGCAUAAAGUGGAUAGAGGAUACCAACACAUGGCAGGCAGGCAUGAGGCACUGGCUUUAGGACAUCAAGAAUCAUACAGGUUGGCUCAGCAGACUAUCCAAGAUCCAACCAAGUCUAAUGAAGUGAAGGAAAUAGCAGAGAUGUUUAGCCACAUUAAUACAGAGUCCAUGGCUGCUGCCUCUCUGGGGACGAUGUUGAGUUUCGCUCCAUAUUAUACACCACCGGCAGAGUAUGUUGAGCCGCCUACUAUGCAAGUGCCUCGUCAUCAACGUCCUAAUGUACCAAGACCUGCGGCGCGUGGUAGAGGACGCCAAUCAGGUAACAGACGGGGUCGAACUCCCGUGGAUCACCAGUUGGUUGAUGAGGAAGAGGUUCGUUUUGAUCAAGAUAUGCCCAGCUCAACGAUGCAUACAGAUGAUGAUGCAUAUCACCCAAUAAUAGAUUUUAUGUCCAGCUCAUCGACGUUAGCUCCCGAGGUUCAAUCACCAGCAGUAAUCAGAAGUGAGGGGCCUUUUCAGGCAUUCGCAUCGUCUGGGCCUAUUAGCCUGGCAGUUAUGGCCCAACAGUUUAGUGGUCAGACAAGCAGCUCUUAUGGGAUGACUGAGGGGCCUUUACCUGCAUUCACUGGACAGAGCUCUUCAAUUGGGAGGAGACUGAGUUUUACCGAUUCUCCCAUGGAAUUUGAUGUUGGAUCCUCACACAUUCUUGUGCCGGAUGUACAGACUUUAGAGCCACAGGAUACAGGUGUGAUACAAGAGGACGAUCACCAACGUAGAUCAAAACGAGAACGUCGUCAAACUCGGUGUGGCACGGGGGGGAAAAAGGGACACUGUAAAAAUUAAAUUUUUAUUAUAUAGUGGGUAACUUCAAGUUGGGAAAAAUUACUAUUUUUAUUUGCCAAUUUCUGUCUAUUUUUAUUCAAUUCUGGUUCACCUCGUUUCUGCAUAUUUAAUGUGUGUAAAGUUUGCAACAAAAUGGAAUUGAAAAAAGUUGGAGUGUAAUUUUGUUGGCCAAAUAUGAAUUGCAAAUCGUUGGCAACGUUUUGCAAUUCAUAUUAUUGCAAAACGU
Lycium barbarum (goji berry) is the source of this 2667-nucleotide messenger RNA. RefSeq names its product serine/threonine-protein phosphatase 7 long form homolog. The record is from RefSeq and is a predicted model, not a curated record. The transcript has 7 exons. Gene Ontology annotation, biological process: meristem development; meristem maintenance. Bases 258 to 2441 code for a protein of 727 amino acids. Lineage: Eukaryota; Viridiplantae; Streptophyta; Magnoliopsida; Solanales; Solanaceae.